Messenger RNA from Rhododendron vialii, 1321 nucleotides. RefSeq names its product BTB/POZ domain-containing protein At1g21780. Gene Ontology annotation, molecular function: protein binding. Bases 162 to 1145 code for a protein of 327 amino acids. The transcript has 4 exons. The record is from RefSeq and is a predicted model, not a curated record. NCBI's taxonomy places the organism in Eukaryota, Viridiplantae, Streptophyta, Magnoliopsida, Ericales, Ericaceae.
AAUUUUUUUUUUCCUUUCAUUCUUUCAACUUUAUCGAGGGGAAAUGCGUCAAAAGGCUGGAAAAAGCAAGUGUAGUUUAACAGUUGUUUCUCUCACUCACUCUCUCUCUCUCUUUCUCUCUAGUUCUGUCGAGGGAGUUGCAGAGUGAGAGAGGGAGAGAGAUGGCCGCCGAUUCGAAAGUGGAGACAAUUUCGAGAUUAGCUCAGUGGAGGAUCGAGAAUUUCGGACCUUGCACUUACAAAAAGUCCGACCCUUUCAAGGUCGGAAUAUGGAAUUGGCACCUGUCGAUUGAAAGGAAUCGGUAUCUCUACAUUCGUCUGUUCCCAGAACCAUCACGAGCCUCAAAAGACCAUCCGCCCAUCGCCAGAUUUGUUCUCCGAGUCUCUAAUUCAGGGGCUAACCGCAGAUUCUACAUCUCUCCAAUUCAUGAGAGACUGCUCCGGACUAGCGAUGACUUUGUGUGGCCUGUUGAUUCCAAUUUUCUUGGUCGCUUCAUCAUUGAUGUUGAGUUUCUGGACCUGAAGAUUUGCCCACUGAAUGGUGGGGAAGCCAGCUCUAUCUGGCCCACCGAUGGAGCGAUGCAAUCUCUUGCAUCCCAAAGCACUCUUCAGUGCCUCUCCCGCAUGCUCGACGAGGCUAUCCACGCUGAUGUCACCAUCAACACAUCUGAGGGCACGCUGAGGGCCCACAAGGCCAUACUUGCUGCAAGUUCUCCUGUAUUCUCUAGCAUGUUUGUGCACGAUCUAAGGGAGAAAGAGUCAUCAACAAUUGACAUAGAAGACAUGUCACAGGAAUCUUGCAUGGCUCUUUUGAGUUACUUGUACGGAACUAUAAAGCAAGAGGAUUUUUGGAAACACCGGCUGGCGUUGCUCGGUGCAGCAAAUAAGUACGACAUUGUGAACCUGAAAGAGUCGUGUGAGGAAAGUCUAUUGGAGGACAUUAAUUCUGGAAAUGUCCUCGAGCGGUUGCAAGAAGCGUGGCUUUACCAGCUGAACAAGUUGAAAAAGGGUUGCUUGAUGUACUUGUUUGAUUUCGGCAAGAUUUAUGAUGUUAGAGAUGAAAUUAAUGACUUUUUCAGGCAGGCAGAUAGGGAGCUGAUGUUGGAGAUGUUUCAGGAGGUGCUUACCGUUUGGAAACCAGCAUAAAUAUUCACAGAAUGGGUUGCUCGAUCAAGUAAUGCUAAAUAACUAAUGUGUGUAUUUUCAUAGUUUGGCGGUUUGUAUAUAUGGCAUCUAACGUUUGACGGUUUGUUGUAUGUAUAGUGCUAUACUGGGAUGAUAUCUGUUUGGGGGUUCGAAAUGUGCUUAAAAUUGCAUGUUAA